UAAAAGCACGUAUUAUAGUUAUAUUAUAUUCAAAUAAGUUUUAUCAUACUUAUGCUUUGCAAUGGAAAUAUUACUGACAUAUCGUAAUAUUACAGUUAUUGAGGUUGGCUCAAUGGCCAAGUGGUUAAGGUCGCUGACUUCAAAUCACUUACCCUUAACCAAUUUGGAUUCGAGCCUUAUAUUGUGCGUAGAAUUAUUCAUGCGAAAAAGCAAUCCAGCUGCCUGACAGAAGGUCGGUAGUUUUACCUAGGUGCCAGCCCGUGAUGACAUAAAGCCUGGAUCGGCACCUGGUGCCUUCUUCGACCACGACAACCUAGACAGUCGCCAUAUGACCUAUAAUUGUGCCGGCGUGAGGUAAAAACCCAAUAACAAGUAUUGACAUUGAACCCUCUGUACUACAUCUUUAAACUAUUUCAAUUAACAUCUUUAUCUUGAACAACAUGUCUUAACAGCACACAUAAGUAGUCACACAUUUUGCAUUGAGUUCAGACAAAUACACUCUUGGUGGCGCCUUGCAGGAUAUUUUGUUUAAAUUAAAAGAUGGCAAACGAAUAUCUAUUACACAAAUGGAAAUUAUGGUUUAAAGCAUUUAACGUGAAAAAAGAUGGUGUUCUUUCACGGGAAGAUGUCUUCGAAGAAGAAGACAAAUUUGCGCACCUUCACCAUUUCGGCGCGGAGAAGAGAAAGGAUAUUAUUGGACAGUUAGACAAAUGGUAUGAUCAGUAUAUCUUUCGUGGGAAAUCUGGUCCAAUCACAGUACAGGAAUACAUCGAUAUGCAGAAUAACGACUUCAAAGAAGAUAAAGAAAAGUACACAAAGUGGGCUGAAGCAUGCGCCGAAACGAUAUUUGAUAUCUUGGAUAUUGAGCAUGAUGGUACAAUAACCGAAGAGGAGUUCUUGAUAGCUUUCAAAUCUGCUGGUCAUGAAAAUAUAAAACUUGAUAAGGACUUUUUCAACGCUUACGACCCCAAAGAUGGAAAGGUUACAGUGAAAAAGAUGGUAGACACGUGGGUUACAUUUCUCACCAGUGAGGAUAGCUCACAGCCAGAUAUCAUCAAAGAUGCCUUUGAAGGUGGAGUAUAAAUGUAUCUGAAGACAUUUUAUUCUCUUGUAUGUUUUUGUUAUCUUUAUUCUGGCUACCAAAAGAAAUAACCAGCAGUUUUGCUCUUAUAGCGUGACAAAUAAAAAGACAUUUAAAGCACUUCACUAGAAAAUGGCUUAUUUCAAUUGUUUGACAUUUGAUUGGUAAAGUAUAUAAACAUAUGUAAUGUAUGCACUGUAACAAAUGAAGAAUAUUCAUUAAAUAAAAAUUAUA
This is a messenger RNA of Mercenaria mercenaria, 1315 nucleotides long. RefSeq names its product sarcoplasmic calcium-binding protein-like. The record is from RefSeq and is a predicted model, not a curated record. Gene Ontology annotation, molecular function: calcium ion binding. Bases 541 to 1083 code for a protein of 180 amino acids. The transcript has 3 exons. Lineage: Eukaryota; Metazoa; Mollusca; Bivalvia; Venerida; Veneridae.